UAAUCUAUACUCAAAGCCUCUAAUGACUUGAAAAAGAAAAAGAAAAAGAAAAAGAAAAAUUGCUUUACCGUCUUGUUAAUCCUGAAAAUAUGGUAAACGAAAACACCUGAAACUUUUGGCCAGUUCCAGCUCUGACCAAUAACCCCACGAGCCUUACUUUCGUAACUCGACUCACAUGUUCCCCAUAAACCCUAGGCUCUCUAUCUCCUUUCUCUCUCUCACAAUUCAAAUUCGUUCUCUCGUUCAUGCUAACCCUAACUAAUAUGCAUAACGAUUCGCAGUUCUGCUGAUCUAUUUGCCCAUUGGCACCUGAAAAUGUUGCACUCCACUUCGGUGGUGGUGGUUCUCGUUCUUCUUGUGCUAGUGAACGAUGUGGAUUCGCAUUCGUCGACCGGUCCGCACAUAGCAGUUGUGAAUAUACUACUGCCUCCGAGAAUGACUAAUCCAGUGGAGUACAGACUUCAAGGAAGUGAUGGUUGCUUCAAAUGGUCAUGGGAUCAUCAUGAUGUUUUAAAUGUUCUACCCGAAUACAAUUCAAGUAGUCACUGCUCGACAAGUGCCAGGUUGAGGUCAAUUGCCCCAUAUAGUGGUCGAAAGGAGACUGCUGUCUAUGCCACUGAUGUACACACUGGGAUGUUAAUUCGUUGCAAAGUUUACAUAGAUAACUUCUCCAGGAUCCAGAUAUUUCAUAACUCCAUUAAACUCGACUUAGAUGGGCUUGCUACUCUCCGUGUCCUUGCUUUUGAUGCUGAAGAAAAUGUGUUUUCAUCAUUAGUGGGCUUAAAAUUCGCGUGGCAACUUAUGCCUGAAACUGAUGGAUUGCCUCAUCACCUUGCCCAUGUUCCUUUAAAGGAGUCUCCCCUAAGUGACUGUGGUGGAUUAUGUGGUGAUCUAGAUGUCCAAAAAAGUCUUGAAGAUAGUGGUGUAUUCUCUGAUCUGUAUGUUGUUAAAGGAAUUGGAAUCGGCCACGAGAUUGUUUCUGUGCAUUUGCUUGAGCCACAAGUUGGACACAUGGCAGAUAAGAUUGUUUUAACUGUAGCUGAGGCCAUGUUUCUUGAUCCUCCCUCACCUGUUUUUGUUCUCAUUGGCGCUACUGUCCGUUAUAGUCUUAAUAUUAUUCGUGGGAAUAUUCCUCAAGUGGUAACGUUACCAUCUCCAUUUCAUCGAUGGUCUGUUUUGAACUCUUCGGUUGCUCAGGUGGACACGGUGAUGGGUUUAGCUUAUGCACUUAGCUUAGGGGUGACAACUAUCACUGUUGAAGACACCAGGGUUGUUGGUCACAUACAAAUGUCAUCUCUUCAUGUUGUCCUGCCAGAUACGUUAUGUUUGUACAUAUUACCUUUGUCUAUGUCUGGAGAUCCUGUUGAGGGGAUACAACCUAUUCCAUCUGUGUCACGUUGGUAUCUUGUUUCUGGCAGACAAUAUCUUAUUCAAACUAAGGUUUUUACACAAGGAAUUGGUGCACAAGAGAUCUAUAUUACAGAGGGUGAUGAUGUUAAGCUGCAUGACAACCUGUCUGAAUACUGGAAUACUUUCCCGGUUUCAGAUGAUGCUUUUGUCAAACAUGGGUGGUGGAAUUCUAGAAUCGUGAAAGCAACUUCAUGUGGCCUAGGAAAACUGAUAGCAACUCUAACUUAUAGUAGUGGGCAUCCUGAAACAAAGGAGGUUCUCAAAAUUGUGCAAGAAGUCAGGGUAUGCAAUCAAGUCAUGUUCAGCAUGGACAAAAACAUUGAUUUAUCUCAAAGUAUUCUUCUUCCCUGGGUCCCUGCUAUCUAUCAGGAGGCGGAGCUAAAGGCAGCAGGAGGUUGUGCGAAAGCAUCGAGUGACUAUAAAUGGUUUUCAACAGACAUGGCUACUGUAUCUGUAUCUGCUUCUGGGCUUGUCCAGGCAAAAAAGCCUGGUAAAGCUACUAUCAAAGUAGUAUCGAUUUUCGAUCCAUUAAAUUACGAUGAGGUGGUUGUUGAGGUUUUAAUUCCUUCAUCUAUGGUUAUACUGCCAAACUUCCCUGUAGAGACUGUUGUAGGUUCACAUCUUCAAGCUGCUGUGACAAUGAAAGCAUCAAAUGGUGCCCACUUUUACAGAUGUGAUGCUUUUAGUUCAUCCAUAAGGUGGAAAGUCGGAAGUGAGUCUUUCACAAUUGUCAAUGCAACUGGGGAGUCAUUUGUUUUGGACAAUCUAUAUGAACCUCCAUGUGCAUGGACUUAUGUAUAUGCUUCGCAUUCUGGCCGCACUAUGUUGUACGCCUCACUGUCUAAAGAAUAUCAACACGUUGAUCAUUCUUUUGUUGGACCUAUUGUUUUAAAAGCAUCCUCGCGUAUUGCAGCAUAUUCACCGCUCAUUGUGCAUCAGGCUAGUGAUGGAAACCAAUUUGGUGGUUACUGGUUUGAUAUGGUUCAAGCUGAAGCCCAUAAUCAGCUUGUAAAUUUGGAUGAUUUAAAUCUUGUCCCAGGAACACAAUUAGAUGUUAUGCUUCGUGGAGGACCAGAGCGGUGGGACCAAGGUGUUGAUUUCAUUGACACUAGAGAAAUUUUAGGUGAAGAGAAUACUCAUCUUAAAGAUGGAGUUGUUGUCCAUCAAAUAUCUACCAGCUAUGGGAGUCCCUAUAGAAUUUUAUGCCAAACACUAGGAAUUUUUAAAGUUGUUUUCAAACGUGGAAAUUUUGUUGGAGAUGAUCACCCUCUGCCUGCUGUAGCAGAAGUGCAGUUGUCUCUUACAUGUAGCUUUCCUACAUCAAUUGUACUACUAGCUGAUGAACCUGUGAAUACACUUGAUCUUAUAUGGAGUGCAAGUCAAGCUGUCCGCGGUCCAGGGCAAAUGCGUGCCACUCCUAUUACUGUUGCAAAUGGGCGUACUAUUCGAAUAUCUGCAGUUGGCAUUAGUAACUCUAGAAAAGUUUUUGGAAACUCAUCCUCUCUCCAUUUGAGGUGGGAACUUAGCAAUUGCGACGGGUUGGCAUCUUGGGAUGAUGCGUAUGAUUUAGCAACUUUCAAAUCCAGCUGGGAGAGGUUUUUAAUCUUGCAAAAUGCAUCUGGACUGUGCAUUGUUCGUGCUACUGUCAUUGGGUUUCCUGAUAGCACGAGAGGCCAUCAUUAUACUGCACAAUUUGAGAGUUUACAGAGUAUUCUUACAGAUGCUAUACAGUUACAGCUAGUUUCCACUUUAAAAGUCGACCCAGAGUUCAACCUGUUAUUUUUCAGUCGUGAUGCUCGGUUAAAUCUCUCGAUUACUGGAGGGAGUUGUUUUGUAAAUGCUACGGUGAAUAAUUCUCAAGUUGUAGAAGUAAUUCGACCCCCACCAGAUUUACAGUGCUCACAACUAAUGCUGGCUCCAAAAGGCUUGGGGACUGCACUUGUUACAGUUUAUGAUAUUGGGCUUUCUCCUCCAAUUGCUGCUUCUGCGGUGGUUAAAGUUGCUGGAGUGGACUGGAUUAAGAUUAUGUCACAAGAAGAGAUAAGCCUUAUGGAAGGAAGCUUGCACUGUUUUGAUUUGUUGGCUGGGAUUAAUGAUGGAAGUACUUUUGACCCUUCUCAGUACAUUUAUAUGAAUAUUCGUGUGCAUAUUGAGGAUAUACUUGAGCUUGUAGAUGGUGAUGAUCUCCCAAGUCCUUUUGAUGGGUAUUUGAAGGCACCAAAUUUCAUGAUCCGUGCUAGACAUCUUGGGAUUGCCACUCUUUAUGUCAGUGCUCAAGAGCAAUCUGGACAUGAAAUAUUGAGUCAACCAAUUAAGGUGGAGGUCUAUGCACCACCAAGAAUGUAUCCUGAUGAUAUUUUCCUUGUACCAGGUGCAUCUUAUGUGCUUACAAUGAGAGGAGGCCCAACUAUUGGUGCACAUGUUGUGUUUGCCAGUAUGGAUGACAGCACUGCAACCAUCCACAAGUCUUCAGGACGACUAUCUGCAGUUUCACUGGGAAACACUACUCUAGUUGCCACUGUUUAUGGAAGUGGAGAUACCAUCGUUUGUCAGGCAUAUGGCAGAGUUAAGGUUGGCAUCCCUUCUUCUGUGAUAUUGAACACACAGAGUGACCAGCUUGCUGUUGGUCGUGAGAUGCCAAUAUAUCCUUCUUUUUCUGAGGGUAAUUUGUUUUCCUUUUAUGAGCUCUGCAAAAAUUACAACUGGACUAUAGAAGAUGAAAAGGUGUUGAGUUUUCAAGUUGCAGCGCAGUCACAUGGUGACAAGUAUGCAGUUCCAUCUGCUGGUCACAGGAAAAUUAAAUCUACCAGCUAUCUGGAUGAGAAAAACAUUGGUUUUGUUGAAGUGUUUUAUGGAAGAUCUGCCGGCAGAACAGAUGUUGCGGUUUCGUUCUCUUGUGAUUUUCUCUCUUCUGGUUCAUUCUCACAAUCAACAUCUUACAGUGCAUCUAUAUCUUUAUGGGUGGUCUCUGAUCUCCCUCUUGCACUUGGAGCACCGAUGACCUGGAUCCUUCCUUCUCAUUAUACCACAUCAAGUCUUUUGCCUUCAUCUUCUAAUUCGAUCAGCCAAUGGGAUACUCAGAGACGGAAAGGAACAAUUACUUAUUCUGUGCUGAAAGAAUGCGGUGGAAGGAAUGAAGAGGUGCAGAAGGAUGCUAUAUCCAUUGAUGGGGAUAGGAUAAAAACAUUGGAGAGUGACAAUCUUGCAUGCAUUCAGGCAAAGGAUAAGUCAACUGGGAGAAUCGAGGUUGCUUCUUGUGUUAGGGUUGCGGAGGUGGCUCAAAUUAGAAUAACGUCCAAGGAAUUUCCCUUUCACAAUGUUGAUCUUGCCGUUGGUGCUGAACUCGAUCUUCCCAUAAACUAUUGUGAUGUUCUAGGGAACCCUUUCCAUGAGGCUCAUAACAUAAUUCUUUUUGAUGUUCAAACUAACUAUCCUGAUGUUGUCUCAAUUAAUGACACACACGAUGGGAAUGGAUUUAUUCAUAUCAAGGCAAUGCGCCAUGGUAGAGCUCUCCUGCAAAUAUCAUUCAACAGUAAUCUGCAGAAGUCGGACUAUAUGAUGAUAUCAGUUGGUGCUCGUUUAUAUCCUCAGAAUCCAGUUGUCCACAUCGGAAGUCAUCUUAAUUUCAUCAUGGAAGGAUUAAAGGAUCAAGUAUUUGGCCAGUGGUUGAGUGCCAAUGAAAGCAUCAUAUUACUAGACAUGCUAUCGGGAAAAGCUAAAGCCGUUGGGGAAGGUACUACUCAAGUAAUCUUUGAAGGUUCAGAUUUAAAACUUCAAACAGAGGUUACAGUGUCAAACGGGAAUAUUGUGUUGGUUGAUGCUCCAAAGGAGACUUUAACAAAUGUUCCAUUCCCAGUAAAAGGAUAUGGCUUCCCUGUAAAGUUCAGUGAUGACUACCACAAGUAUGAAGCUCCUGGGAACAUGGAAAUCCUGUUUGACUGUAAGGUGGACCCUCCUUUUGUUGGGUAUGCAAAACCAUGGAGGGAUCUUGACACAGAAAAUUCAUAUUGCAUCUUCUUCCCCUACUCUCCGGAGCACUUGGUACGUUCCAUUCCCAAGUCGGAAAGCAUGGGACAGGCUAUAUCUAUUUCUGUCAAUGCUUCACUGAGAGAAGCCAGCCACAUAUCUGGAUGUGCAUCUGCUCUUUUUAUUGGAGGUUUUUCCAUUCUGGGUAUGGACAAGAAUCUAUUGCAGUUAAAUCUAACUCCAGAGUCUAACAAGAGUAUCAUCACCAUUGUUGGCAACACUGAUGUUGUAGUCCACUGGCAUGGCCAGGAUCAACUAAUGAUCAGUCCCAUCCAUAGAGAAGAUUUUGGAAUAGGAGGGCGUGCACAAUAUGAGGUGAAAAUGCUUGAAGAUAAAAGAUUCAAAACUAAAGUCAUCAUCAUACUCCCAGCAAAUGGUCAGAGAGCGGAAGUUGAUGUUAACUAUGAACCUGGACAAAGAACCGCAAUAGCAACAACAUCAAAUUUUAUUUACUGGGCCGCUAUAUUCACCUGUUUUGCCGUGUUGAUAUCGACAGUGAUCCUCUUCACAUGUUCCCUCGGGAGAACAAAUAGACCUCCGACAGACAUCUCCCCUGCCACCCCAACCCGGACAGCACCAGUUACGCCUAUUCGUAGCAGUCCAACUGUUGUAAAUGAACAGUCUCCUCGGACACCUCAGCCUUACAUAGAGUACGUGAGGAGGACAAUAGAUGAAACUCCAUACCUCAGGCGACAAGGUAGGAGGAUUAAUCCACAGAAUACUUUCUAGAUUCAUGGAGCAGCAUUUUGUAGUGCAUCUGUAUAUCUGUAUCAUCUAGAGAUCGAAAAAAAAAAAAAACAACUCCCUCCUCAAAAGUCAGAAGGGUGUAUCAUUUAACAGCAGGUGCUCUGAACCUAACAUUGUACCUAUAUCCAAAUUUUGUUGUGUGUAUUGUAGUUUAGUUGAUCAUUACGAUAAAUGAAGAAAAUGAUGUUAGGUUUUAA
Messenger RNA from Cornus florida, 6380 nucleotides. Its product is annotated as nuclear pore complex protein GP210. The record is from RefSeq and is a predicted model, not a curated record. The transcript is spliced from 36 exons. Lineage: Eukaryota; Viridiplantae; Streptophyta; Magnoliopsida; Cornales; Cornaceae. Bases 316 to 6165 code for a protein of 1949 amino acids.